This is a messenger RNA of Saccoglossus kowalevskii, 900 nucleotides long. Its product is annotated as acidic repeat-containing protein-like. Lineage: Eukaryota; Metazoa; Hemichordata; Enteropneusta; Harrimaniidae. The record is from RefSeq and is a predicted model, not a curated record.
AUGAUUGGCGUAGUUGAGGAGCCUUCAGGAAAGGCUGUAUUGUCAACAGUGCUAGAUCAUGAUAUAUUUGAAUCGGCAGUUGAUGAUGAUGACAGUAGGAAAUCAUGGAAGAAUGAGAAGAUUGUCAAGAAGGUGAUCACGUCUACUCCAGAGAAACUGCAUGUUGAUAAUAGUGAGGAAGACAAUCACAGUGCUAGGAAUGGUGAUAUUGUACAGUCUAGUAGUCAAAAGAAUGAAACCAUAUCUCAGGAUAGUGAUAAUGAAAUUGACAGUUCAACUUAUAAAGAAAGAAAUAGACUACUAAUAUUUGACAGUGAUGAUGAUGAUGGGAAUGGAGAUGAUGCACUUGUUGAAAUUAAAAGUAAUGGACAACAUGAGGUUGAUAAGGAUAGUUCUGAUGGUGAUGACAGUGAUGAUGAUGUGGUGCUUUCAACAUUUAAGAAGAAGAAUAGAUCUUUUCUAGAUAGUGACUGUGAUGAUGAAAACGAUGACAAGUCAGAAACACCAAUGAGGAAAAAAAUCAAAAAGACAAUUUUAGAAAGUGAUGAUGAAAGUGAUGAUGAAGAAAAAAAAGAUGAUGACAGCGAAGAUGAGGAAGAAAACAGAGCUAGCGAUAAUAAUGAUGCAGAUGAAGAAAUGAACAAUGGAGAAGAAAUGAUCAGGGCAAAAAGUACUAAAGAAAGAUCAGACCGGGAACUAAAACCCAGGAGAGCUAAGAAGAGUGAUGUUCAAAGUAUCCACAGUGAAAGUCAACGAAUUGUUCGAGAGUCUGUGGUCAGUCUUCCAUACCAUAAACCCAAACCUCUAAGUUUAGAUGACUUUUUUAACAAAAAACCCAUAAUUAAAGAAUUGAAACCAAUUAAAGGAAAGAUUCCCACAAGAUGGAGAAGAGGAGAUUGA